Fusarium proliferatum ET1 is the source of this 1116-nucleotide messenger RNA. RefSeq names its product putative cysteine synthase. The coding region runs from base 1 to 1116 and encodes 371 amino acids. Gene Ontology annotation, molecular function: cysteine synthase activity. The record is from RefSeq and is a predicted model, not a curated record. Lineage: Eukaryota; Fungi; Ascomycota; Sordariomycetes; Hypocreales; Nectriaceae. Gene Ontology annotation, cellular component: cytoplasm. The transcript is spliced from 2 exons.
AUGUUCCGCCCCAGCGCUAGGCGGCUUGCAGCUGCCGCGGCCAAAGCUGCGGGAGCUCCCAGCUCUCAUACCCUCGGUGUGUCUCGAGCUCAAGGUGUCUCCAGAGGUUUGACAGGAGCUAUUGGAAAUACCCCUCUCAUCCGUCUAAAUCACCUCUCCGAGGAGACUGGCUGUGAGAUCCUCGGCAAGGCAGAGUUUAUGAACCCUGGUGGUUCCGUCAAGGACCGCGCAGCGCUGUACGUUGUUAAGGACGCCGAGGAGCGCGGUCUUCUCAAACCUGGAGGCACUGUCGUCGAAGGGACCGCAGGAAACACCGGUAUCGGUCUCGCCCAUGUGUGUCGUUCGCGUGGCUAUAAGCUCGUUAUAUACAUGCCAAACACCCAGUCUCAGGGCAAGAUCGAUCUUUUACGGCUCCUCGGCGCUGAGGUCUACCCUGUCCCUGCUGUCGCGUUCGAUAAUCCCGAGAACUACAACCACCAGGCCCGUCGACACGCUGAGCGACUCGACAACGCCGUUUGGACGAACCAAUUCGACAACACAGCCAAUCGCCGUGCGCAUAUCGAGACGACGGGCCCUGAGAUCUGGGCGCAGACAGAUGGUAAGGUUGACGCUUUCACAUGCGCCACUGGCACUGCUGGUACCCUAGCAGGUAUUACGAGGUAUCUGAAGGACGUCUCUGAUGGCCGAGUCAAGAGCUUCCUUGCCGACCCUCCUGGCAGUGUGCUUCAUUCUUAUGUGUCCUCCGGCGGCAAGCUUACCGAGCGCACGGGUUCCAGCAUCACCGAGGGUAUUGGACAAGGUCGCAUUACCGACAAUCUCCAGCCUGAUAUUGGCUUGGUGGACGGUUCGCUGCACAUUUCAGACGAGAAGAGCAUCGAAAUGGUCUACCGAUGCUUGGAUGAGGAGGGGUUGUACCUCGGCGCCAGCUCAUCUCUCAACGUUGUAGCUGCCAAGGAGGUCGCUGAGAAGCUGGGCAAAGGUCAUACUGUGGUCACUGUCCUCUGCGACGGUGCUUACAGAUACGCUGAUCGACUGUUCUCGCGAAAGUGGUUGACAGACAAGAAGCUUCUGGGCGCUAUUCCCAGCCACCUAGAGAAGUACAUCGUUUUGCCUUAG